Messenger RNA from Spodoptera exigua (beet armyworm), 1644 nucleotides. NCBI's taxonomy places the organism in Eukaryota, Metazoa, Arthropoda, Insecta, Lepidoptera, Noctuidae. The record is from the annotation of a GenBank genome assembly.
CUUAGAUAUUGACACAUCUACUUAUUCUCAAAUCGGUGCGUUUAAAUAUAGCGGUAGAGCCACCGCUAUCAAUCAGUCGUAACUUGACCUUAGUGGGUGCGUCGCGUCGCGUAUCGUAUCAAUAAUGUUGUUCACGCUCGUAUUUACAAUAACAAUAUUGUGUUAUGUGCUAAUACAUACAAAGUUUUUCAACAAAAGUUAUUGGAAGAAGAAAAAUGUAGUGCAAACCGAUUACAAUUUGAUGCUGAAAUUCAUAUUCGGGAAACAGUCAAUGCCAGAGAUAUUGAAGGACAUUUAUGAUGAUCACCCUGACGCACUUUAUGUGGGAACUAUAGCUGGGACGACACCAACGCUGAUCCUCAAGCAUCCUGAAGACAUCCAAGCAGUCUUGGCUGGUGAUUUCCAAAGCUUCCACAGUCGAGGCAUUAAGUUUGGACCCCACGAUCUACUAGCUGAUAAUUUAUUGUUCAUGAAUGAUGUUAAAAGAUGGAAACUCUUGAGGAAUAAACUAAGUCCAGUUUUUACAACGUUCAAGCUCAAAUAUAUGUUCAAAAUAAUAGAAAAGGUUGCUCGGGACUUUGUUGAAGUGGUUGAAGACGAUAUCCAUCUGCGACAAAACCCAUUUAACAUUCUAUACACUUACACAACCGCAUCCAUAGGAGCAUCAGUGUUUGGUAUUGAUACGCAGAAUAAUCGGAACGCUAUGGAUUCACCAUUCUUAGAGAUGACGAAGAAGACUCUGGAACCAUCUUUGUAUGCAAAUAUCGCUGCUUUAAUUGCAAAUUCAAGUCCAAAAUUAUAUGAUUUUUUGAACAUCAAAGUUUUUGGAGAGCAUGAGGAAUUUUUUAUUGGUGCUGUAAGAGCGGUCCUUGAAGAAAGAAAGCGCACAACUGUUAGAACACAUGAUUUUAUUGACCUCUGUUUGGGCUUACAGCUCCACGGAUACAUGCACGACUUUACAACAAAUUAUAGUUUAGAACCAACUGUAGAAGUUUUGGCUGCUCAAGCAUUUUUCUUUUUCCUCGCUGGUACUGAUACCUCAGCUAAUACCAUGCAUUACACUCUUAUAGAACUUUCUAAUAAUCCAGAAGUGUUAGCAAAAGUGCAUAAAGAAAUUGAUAGAGUAUUUGAAGAAUGCAAUGAACAGUUUACUUACGAUGAAGUAGAGAAAUUGCAAUAUUUGGACCAAGUGAUUAAUGAAGCUAUGAGAAAGUAUCCAACAAUUGGUGUUAUACAAAGGCUUUGUACUAAAAGUACAGUUUUGCCAUCUGGAGUAGCUAUAGACAAAGAUGAUAUUGUAAUGAUAUCACCAUAUGCCUUGCAUAGGGAUGAGAAAUAUUUCCCGGAGCCUGAUAAGUAUGAUCCAGAGAGAUUUUCUCCAGAAAAUGUUUCUAAAAUACCAAAAUAUGUAUUUUUACCCUUUGGAGAAGGAAACAGAAUAUGUAUUGGUGUACGGUUUGCCCGUCUCCAAGUAAAAGCUGGACUCGCGUGGUUGUUACGUCGCUUCACAUUGGGUGAACAGAAUUGCACUCCGAAAUUUGAACGAAGUCCCUUCGGAUUAAGAAGUCCCACUGAUCGCUAUGAAUUGAAACUAAGAGAUUAAAGCUAGAUGUAUUAAGACUGAUGAAGAGACUAAUAAAGUGA